This is a messenger RNA of Heterocephalus glaber (naked mole-rat), 2180 nucleotides long. RefSeq names its product STE20 related adaptor beta (gene Stradb). Gene Ontology annotation, molecular function: ATP binding; protein serine/threonine kinase activator activity; protein kinase activity. NCBI's taxonomy places the organism in Eukaryota, Metazoa, Chordata, Mammalia, Rodentia, Bathyergidae. Gene Ontology annotation, cellular component: serine/threonine protein kinase complex. The record is from RefSeq and is a predicted model, not a curated record. Gene Ontology annotation, biological process: protein phosphorylation; activation of protein kinase activity; protein export from nucleus.
CGCGCCGCCCCCCGCCCCGCGCCGCCGCCCGGACCGAGACCGCGGGGCUGGGUAGAGUUCGCGGUCGGCGCCCUCCAGCGCCCCUCCGCGACCCUACUGGGGGUCCCCGGCCCUGCAGGCCGCCCGGAGAGUCGUUGGCAGCGGGCGCCGCUCGGUAGGAUAUUUCUGCAUCUUGAAAGGAAGAUAAAGCAAAAAUCUUUGAAAUAGAUGGCUCUUUGCUACUUUCUGUGAACUAAAGUGAUUCAAUGUCUCUUUUGGAUUGUUUCUGUACUUCACGAACACAAGUUGAGUCACUCAGACCUGAGACGCAGUCUGAAACCAGUACCCGGCAGUGCUUGGUUGAUGAACCCACCCUUUCCUGGUCACCUCAAUCUAGAGCCAGUGAGGUGCUAUGUUCCACCGAUGUCUCUAACUAUGAACUGCAAGUGGAAAUAGGAAGAGGUUUCGACAACCUAACCUCUGUGCAUCUUGCACGGCAUAUUCCUACAGGAACACUGGUAACUAUAAAAAUCACUAAUCUGGAAAACCUCACAGAAGAGCGCCUGAAAGCUUUACAGAGAGCAGUGAUUCUAUCCCACUUUUUCCGGCACCCCAAUAUUACAACUUACUGGACAGUUUUCACUGUUGGCAGUUGGCUUUGGGUAAUUUCUCCAUUUAUGGCCUAUGGUUCAGCAAGUCAGCUCUUAAGGACAUACUUCCCUGAAGGAAUGAGCGAAACUCUAAUAAGAAAUAUUCUCUUUGGAGCAGUACGAGGGCUGAACUAUCUGCACCAGAAUGGCUGCAUUCAUAGGAGUUUUAAAGCCAGCCAUAUCCUCCUUUCUGGUGAUGGCCUGGUGACCCUCUCUGGCCUGUCCCAUCUGCAUAGUCUGGUUAAGCAUGGACAAAGGCAUAGGUCUGUGUUUGAGUUCCCACAGUUCAGCACCUCAGUGCAGCCGUGGCUGAGCCCAGAACUGCUGAGACAGGAUUUACAUGGAUAUAAUGUGAAGUCGGAUAUUUAUAGUGUUGGGAUUACAGCAUGUGAAUUAGCCAGUGGGCAGGUACCUUUUCAGGACAUUCACAGAACUCAGAUGUUGUUACAGAAGCUUAAAGGUCCUCUGUAUAGCCCAGUGGAUCUCAGUAUCUUCCCUCAAUCAGACUCCAGAAUGAAAACUUCCCUAUCAGGUGUAGACUCUGGGAUUGGAGAGAGUGUGCUUGUCUCCAGUGGAACUCAAACUGUCAGCAGUGACCGACUGCACACACCAUCCUCAAAAACCUUCUCUCCUGCCUUCUUCAGCUUAGUACAGCUCUGUCUGCAGCAAGAUCCUGAGAAGAGACCAUCUGCAAGCAGUUUAUUGUCCCAUGUAUUCUUCAAGCAGUUUUUAACAGAUGAGGGAAGAAAGCCAGGACUCCGUCCUCUUGCAUUUGCCUCCUGCCUGUAACAAGCCAUCAACAGCUCUGUCACCGGUGUUGCUUUGGCCAGAGCCCAAGUGUGAUUUUCCUGAGGAGCGAGGCCCAGCUUGGGAGUUCUAGGGCUGCCACAUUGUUUCAUGUCCUGUAUACUUGACACUUUCUCCUCGCUGCUUUUUCUCCUGUAUUUAUAGGUAUAAAUGCCAGAAUUAUACUUGAAAACACAGUUGGUGCACUGGAGAAGCUGUUCUUUAAACCACUUUGCUCACAGGGACAGUGAUUCACAGCCCUCUGCUCUGACCAGCGUGUUCUCACAACUCCAGGGAAAUGUCAGCAUUACUAAUUAGCUACAGUUAAUUGGUCUCAUCUCUUCUUGAACUUCCAAGCUGUGACUACUUUUCUCAGCAUAAUUUUUGAGCCAGUUAAUUUUUCGAUGUUCUGCUGUCUUCUUGGUAAUGAACAAGUCCUCCGAGGACAGUGCUUCCAAGGACAUCAUCGUCUUCCAGAGUCUUGGGCCUUUGUGACCAGUUGCUGUUAGAUCAGCAGGCUAGUUGGUCCUGGCACCAAACCCUUUUUGGAGAAAGGAAAAUGUUCAUGCUCCCAUUUUUCUUCUGUUAAUAUAUAUGGUAACAUCAAACUGAGCCUCACUUACAUUAAAUGAUUCACUUGAGAUACAUAGAGAAGAUACCAUUUGCUUUUUUUUUAAGGGGGGCAAAAGUAAUACUUUUCUAUCUGUAAAUUAUCAAUCCUAAAUUCACGUGCACCUGUCAAUAAAGAUCUACUGAGUGAGUUGA